Molecule: messenger RNA, 1055 nt
Organism: Gilbertella persicaria
Lineage: Eukaryota; Fungi; Mucoromycota; Mucoromycetes; Mucorales; Choanephoraceae
Product: S-adenosyl-L-methionine-dependent methyltransferase
Exons: 6
Coding region: 4-1020 (338 amino acids)
Molecular function (GO): methyltransferase activity
Source: RefSeq, a predicted model, not a curated record
CUCAUGCCAUUCUCGGUACGUCAUAAAUCAAAUCAAACAAAAAGUGCUUCUCAUUCGAUAUCCAAAAGUCUAAGCAGCUCAAGAGAUAUCGCCUCACAAGUCUUUGACGAUGAAGAUGACGGUCCAUCUGCUACUGAGCCCAAAUUUCCCCUUCGACAUCAAGAAUUUAUUGAAGGCAGAAAUUAUCGCAAGAGCAAGAAACCCAACGAGCAGUUUCUACCUUGUGAUGAUGAAGAGAUUGAACGUCUACAGAUCAACCAUUUAAUGUUUAGGUCUUUGUUUGCUUCACCCUUUUUCUCACCUGUAGGUGAUUUAUUAAAGUCAGGCAUUCGAGUCCUGGAUGUAGGUGCUGGUCCUGCUUGGUGGCUCAUGGACAUGGCCAAAGAAUACCCUCAGUCCUAUUUUGUAGGUGUAGAUGUGAUGGUGUAUCCCAUUAGUCCACCUGUCAAUUGUCAUUUAAAGAUUCAUGAUAUUUCCAAAGGUUUACCUUUCCCAGAUAAUUCGUUUGACUUUGUUACUCAACACGACGCACUGUUUCGGUACUGUCAGAAAGAUUGGGAAACAAUCCUGCCUGAGAUAAUUCGUGUUGUGAAACCAGGUGGCUAUAUAGAGUUUGUGGAGCCAUCAGGUGUAGUGCAAGAUAUUGGACCCAAUAUGUCAAUUUGGAUGAUGCGAUUAACAGUCUCUUUACAGACACGAAGUAUUAAUCUGAAGAUUGCUUCUCAAUUACAGUCCAUGUUGGAAGCAUUUACAGAAAUUGAAUUGUUAGAGAGUUCACACCGAUCAGCGCCUAUAGGCUGGUAUGGAAAGACAGGUGAUAUCAUGCUUGAAUGUAUGGAACGACUGUUUGAUGCCAUUAAACCCAAAUUAUCUGAAGAUUGGUCAAUGAGUCCUGCAAAAUACGAUAAAAUGGCUCAGACAGCAUCUUCAGAAUGUAGAGAUUUUAGAAGUUGGGUCAAUAUUCAUUAUGCUUAUGCAAGAAAACAAAUACCAUCCUUAUCUUCAUCAUUAUCAUCUUAAUUUAAUAUUAAAAAAACAACUUUUUUUUUUCUAAU